AUGAAUUCAAGCGGUGAGAAUAGCAAAACAAAGGCAGUGGCCGAGAAAGUGAAACAAACAGAUGACAAAGCACACGAGCAGGUGCAAAAAAUAAAAGAGUCAAAAUUGGGGAAAGCCAUCCCAACAGAAUACAAAAACAUAGGUAUAAAACAGGUUGCACUAAUUAGUUUAGUGCUAAACUCAGUUGUGCUAGUUUUUACAUAUGCACUGUGCAUUGCCUUAUAUCCUAAAAAGGCAGAGGAUAGUGGCUUUGCUAAAUCAAUAUCUGGAAUAUGCCUGGGGCUUACAUACGCUAUGAGCUUCUGCCAUGACUUCUUUGUGUAUUGGUUUGAAAGGGGAACAAUGCUUCUGUCCUUUGUAGGAUUGCGUGUGUUUAGCUUACUUGUGACAAUUGUUGUUGCUCUUUUCUUAACUGGGCCUUCUGCCACAAUUCUGUUUAAGUGUUUUAUUAUACUUAUAAAUAUUAUAUUCUGUCUUAUGUACAUGUAUAUAUUUGCUAUAUAUAUUUCCCACUUAAAGACGGGAGGGUCUACAGAAGGAGGCGACCAACAAGAAGUAUAGCUUGCGUAAUAAACAACCAUGCUAUAUGCAUCUUCAGUUUAUUUUUGCUUUCUAGUGCGUGGGUUAAUGCCUGUGGUAUUAUUUAAUUAAAGG
Molecule: messenger RNA, 654 nt
Organism: Nematocida parisii ERTm1
Lineage: Eukaryota; Fungi; Microsporidia
Exons: 1
Coding region: 1-561 (186 amino acids)
Source: RefSeq, a predicted model, not a curated record